CUGCUCUCUUUUCAAAUAUCCGGUUCACACAAUUGCAGUGGCUGAGACAAAAUGGCGCCUCGUAAGGCAAAAGUUCAAAAGGAAGAAGUCCAAGUGCAGCUCGGCCCCCAGGUGCGCGACGGUGAGAUCGUCUUUGGCGUCGCUCACAUUUAUGCUAGCUUUAACGACACGUUCGUGCACGUUACCGACUUGUCUGGCCGUGAGACAAUCACCCGUGUCACCGGCGGCAUGAAAGUCAAAGCCGAUCGUGACGAAGCAUCGCCCUACGCGGCAAUGUUGGCAGCUCAGGAUGUCGCUGAGAAAUGCAAAUUACUCGGCAUUACAGCUCUGCACAUCAAAUUGCGUGCAACUGGCGGCAACAAGACCAAAACGCCUGGGCCCGGUGCUCAAUCUGCGCUGCGCGCUCUGGCACGUUCUUCCAUGAAAAUCGGUCGCAUCGAGGAUGUGACACCCAUCCCGUCAGACUCAACGCGCAGGAAGGGUGGCCGUCGCGGUCGCCGUCUGUAAGGCAGCGGUCAGCUGUUCGUGCCGUGGAUGCUGGAACUCUCAGUCGAUAUCGAGAUGAAU
Molecule: messenger RNA, 567 nt
Organism: Drosophila arizonae
Lineage: Eukaryota; Metazoa; Arthropoda; Insecta; Diptera; Drosophilidae
Product: small ribosomal subunit protein uS11A
Biological process (GO): translation
Cellular component (GO): ribosome
Molecular function (GO): structural constituent of ribosome
Source: RefSeq, a predicted model, not a curated record